AUGAAGCCACAAAAUCAACUCCUGCUGCUUGGCCUCAUCAUUGUGAUUUUGAAUUUAACUUCUGUUUCAACUCAAGACAAUGUUUUCAUCUCAUGGAUACAUUCCUAUGCGGACUUCCACAACACCUCCAACUGCUGCGUAUGUGGGGCUCUGCCUCUAUCUGUGAUGGAUGGACUUCCUUGGUGGGUGUCACCGUUCCGCCAAGGAGAUUUUAAACCACUCUGCUCUUUUCUGAGAUGACGAAAAGAGACUUUCCUUUCUCUUGUCAAUCAUAAUCUCUCCCUGCUCUCUUGGUAUAAGCCAGACCUACAGUCAAUAGACUCGGGUCAUGGGGUUACAUUUGAUGUAAACACCAGUUUCAUAGAAGUAACAAAAUCCUAUACCUCAUAUUUAAAGAACAAAAAGGAAAAAAGCUCCCUGACCAGCAAGGGAGGACAGGCCUCUAGGUAUGUUAAACAAUUCUACCAAGUCUGGGAUGAAUAUUUCUGGAUGACCCCAGAAAAGGGUGAAUUAAUUACUCCUGCCGCUAUAUUCUGGGAACAAAAAGAACAAAGGGUAGGGUUUAGUGACCUUCCAUUAGACCCAAAAGAACUAAAAUAUAUGGGGUAUCUAUCCCCCGAACAAUCUAAAUGAACAUUCAAGGUCACAUACAACCUCAACCAGUCGUCCAUCCAUUAGCCAGGCUCUGAUUGGAAAUAUAACCCUGAAAUCCACUGGGUGGCGCCCAACAGAACCCAAAUGUUUUGUGGGCUUAACCUUUGGCCUUGGUUACCAAUCGGCUGGGUAGGCCGCUGCAGACUGGGAUUCGCUUUUGCCCAUGGCAGCAUAAAGCCUAACCUACAACAAGCCCUGGUAAAUCAUUAUUUACAUGCUAGGUGGACAAGGUCUGUGUUUCAAUGGUAUGAGUAUAUUGCUGCCUUAUUCAUACCUUCUAUAGGGAUAACAGAUAUUAUGAUUAAAGUAGAAGCCUUGAGUAAUUUCACAAAACAGGCCCUCCUAGAUAGUGCUAAAGGAAUCCAAGCCUUAAAUGAAGAACAAAUCCAAAAGAGAAAAGCGGUAAUUCAAAAUAGAAUGGCUUUGGACAUGCUCACAGCUAUUCAAGGAGGAACCUGUGCUAUAAUUAAAGUUGAAUGUUGUGUAUAUAUUCCUCAUUUAUCUGACAGUGUAUCAGCUGCUUUAGAUGACAUGAAAAACCAGGUAAAAGCAAUGUCAAAUGAAAACAUUCCUUUCUGGACUUCGGUCCUAUCUUGGAUGAAGGGUGAUUGGUGGAAAACUAUAUUUACCAUUGUUAUAGUUGCCUUGAUAGUUCCACUUUGUGGACCCUGCAUUUUACAAUGUAUUAUGAACUUUGUAACCCAAAGGUUGGUGUCAUUCUCCCAAAUUGGAAGUCAGAGAGCCAGGGUGCAAUAUAUCCCUAGAUACUCAUACUAUGAAGAUGCUGCCAACAUGUCAUCAGUACUGACCCGGCUCUUUCGACUUGCACAGUUGAGUUCCCCGACAGCAGUCUCUCUCUGGGGGAAAAAAAAAGGCAUUCCAGUGGGUUGCCAUCUGUAUAGCCCCAUUCCAAAUGAUCGGAACAAACUGGUUCAGAGGCUGAAUGACAAAUAUUAUGAAUUUCAAGCAAAUCUAAACCUGCCAUUCUUCUCAGCUCGGAUGCUCAGGAAAUCAUUUAAAACAUUUGAUAACUGUGUCAUUGCACACAUUGAGAGGUGUUUUGAUUUCAGGGAUUACAAUUACCUGAGAAACGCAGAACCGUUUGCCUUGCAGAAGCUAUUUAGAUUUGAAGACCUCUUCAUCACAGCCCUGAAACUUCAUCUUACAUCAUCUCCCGACGCGAGCUGCCUGUAUUAUACUUGGAGCUGCUUUGAAAGCUGCAGCCUUGUUUUACUGCCAAGUCUCACAGACAGCGUUAGUAUGAUAGGCUGUGACACAUACAGAUUCUUGUUGGCCCCCUGCGGGCCGCAGGCGCGCGGGGCCGCGCUUCCCCGCGGUGGCCGCCAUAGUGUGAGGUAUUUAGCGGGCGCGCGCGCGGGUUCGAGAACGCGCGGAACGCCGGCGGCGGACUGUGGGGAGCCGCGGCGACCAUUGCUGCGCGCACUCUCUAAUGGCGGCGGCGAGCCAGAGUGUCCCGUCGGUACUGGCAUGAGGCAGAGGCAGUGGCAGUGGCGCUGCCCGUGGUGGCGGGCGUUGGCGGCGGCGACGACGGAGCGUGUUUGA
This is a messenger RNA of Bubalus bubalis (water buffalo), 2217 nucleotides long. Its product is annotated as endogenous retrovirus group PABLB member 1 Env polyprotein-like. The record is from RefSeq and is a predicted model, not a curated record. Lineage: Eukaryota; Metazoa; Chordata; Mammalia; Artiodactyla; Bovidae.